ACAACCCAAAUUGAAGAUGAAACAAUAUGGCUUUGUGUUUGGUUCCGAAUUCUCAAGGUAUUGGCAUCACUUCCAAUCGGAUUCGCAGUGUUCAUGGUUCACUUGGCCACCAUUCCAAUCACCGGCACAGGCAUCAACCCUGCCAGGAGCCUUGGAACUGCAGUGAUCUACGGCCAAAAAAAGGCAUGGGAGGACCAAUGGAUCUUUUGGGUUGGACCCUUCAAAGGUGCAGUCAUUGCAGCCUUGUACAACAAAUUCAUCUCGAGAGCCGGAGCCGUGAAAGCCCUGGGGUCAUUCAGGAGCAAUCCCCAUACCUGAUUUCUUAGAGAGAACUCAUGCUUCCUUCUUGAUUGUGUUGUGGGAAAAAUUCAAAAGGAAGAGACGAAAUGAGAAAAAGGAAAUGAAUAACGGAUGAUCGAUGGUUUGUGCUAUGUAUUGGAGGUUUCUUUCUUGAGCUCUCAUUGUUUCUCUUUGUUUUUAUUGUUCAUGAUUAGAUGUGAGGACGAGAGUAUCUAAGGACCAUGGAAAUGUAGAUAAAGUCUCUUUUGGAUUAUCGACAUGUUUGUCUUGCUACUCUACCUUUCAAUCUAAUCUUAAACUAGUUAAUCAGUGGAUUUCUUUUUGUGC
Molecule: messenger RNA, 627 nt
Organism: Cornus florida
Lineage: Eukaryota; Viridiplantae; Streptophyta; Magnoliopsida; Cornales; Cornaceae
Product: probable aquaporin PIP2-5
Exons: 2
Biological process (GO): transmembrane transport
Cellular component (GO): plasma membrane
Molecular function (GO): water channel activity
Source: RefSeq, a predicted model, not a curated record